AUGUGCUUCUGGUGUCCCGACAGCCAUCGCAACAACACAUACUCGGGCACAAUGGGUCAAAAGCUCAACUGCAAUCCAUUGAAGCUUGCUUCUUUGGUGGCGUACUUCCAGAAGUCUCGCGUGGCACAUAGUAUCAAGGACCUCGAGAAGGCUCUCCCAUCAGUCGCUUCGAUCAAUGGCGUGCAGGUCAAAGAGUACUUGCAGUCCCUUCAAGACGAAAACAAGAUCAACGUCGAAAAGAUUGGCUCCGGCAACUGGUACUGGUCGUUUACUUCCCAAGAUCAGAAAGUCCGCCAGAAGGCUCUCGACGAAGCUCAAGCUGCCUAUGAGAAAGCCAAGACUGUUAACUCUGAGCUCAACAGCAAGCUAGCCGAGGCAGCUGAGCAACGUGCUAGCGAGGAAGACAUGCUCGACGAUGCGGGCGAGAGUCGUGAAGAUGUCAUCGCUACCAAAGCUGUUCUGGAGAAGGAAGUGCAGGCGCUAAAGAAGCAGCUCACUGCGUACAGUGACAGUGAUCCAACGGAGCUGGAGCGUAAACGUGGAGAGCUUAUUGAGCACAAGGACAAGGCAAAUGUGCUGUGUGACGAAGUCUACAGCAUGGAAGGCUGGUUCACGAACGCUGGGCUUGACAGAGAGGCGCUUGCGGUACUAAGGAUGAAGAUAUAUGGGGACCAAUUUGAUGCUGAGGAGGGUGUGCUCAAGGAGUAUGAUUGA
Molecule: messenger RNA, 714 nt
Organism: Recurvomyces mirabilis
Lineage: Eukaryota; Fungi; Ascomycota; Dothideomycetes; Mycosphaerellales; Teratosphaeriaceae
Exons: 4
Coding region: 1-714 (237 amino acids)
Source: RefSeq, a predicted model, not a curated record